GCUGUUAUUGCUGCUCGUUCGUUGAAAAUUGUUUAAAUAAAAAACUUAAAUACACAAGCAGCGAGACGAUUGCGCUCAGUGGAACGCCGGCUGCUCGAAAAGAGAGUUCCUUGUUAGCGGACGAAAACCAAAAAGUGUACCGCGUGUGAUCUAAGGCUGGAAAGCGCAUAAAACAAAAAAAUUAAAAAAAACUCGCCAACACACGCACACACAAUCACAGAAAGCCCCACACAUACACACAGUUAAUCUCCUACUCAGACACCAUACACAAGCGGCACAAUGAUCAACAUGGACAUUAGCGUAACGCCCAACUAUUCGUAUAUCUUUGAUUUCGAGAACGAUUUCAUACACCAGCGCACACGCAAAUGGAUGCUGGAAAACUGGACAUGGGUCUUCUACUACUGCGGCAUUUAUAUGGCCGUCAUAUUUGGGGGUCAGCAUUUUAUGCAAAAUCGACCGAGAUUUCAACUACGUGGCCCGUUAAUCAUAUGGAACACUCUCUUAGCCAUGUUCAGCAUAAUGGGUGCUGCACGCACUGCGCCUGAGCUGCUGCACGUUCUACGCCAUUAUGGACUAUUCCAUUCAGUCUGUGUGCCCAGUUAUAUUGAGCAAGAUCGUGUGUGCGGCUUCUGGACCUGGUUAUUUGUGCUGAGCAAACUGCCGGAGUUGGGCGAUACGAUAUUCAUCGUAUUGCGUAAGCAACCCUUGAUCUUCCUGCACUGGUAUCAUCACAUCACUGUGCUGAUCUACUCGUGGUUCAGCUACACCGAGUACACUAGUUCCGCCCGUUGGUUCAUAGUGAUGAACUACUGCGUGCAUUCCGUGAUGUACAGCUACUAUGCGCUGAAGGCGGCUCGCUUCAAUCCCCCACGUUUCAUCUCAAUGAUCAUUACGUCACUGCAGCUGACACAAAUGAUCAUCGGCUGUGCGAUCAACGUGUGGGCGAAUGGAUUCUUGAAGACGCACGGCACACAAUCGUGCAAUAUAUCACAGCGCAAUAUCAAUCUAUCGAUUGCCAUGUACUUCAGCUACUUUGUGCUGUUCGCACGCUUCUUCUACAAGGCUUACCUGUCGCCAGGUGGCCACAAGAGUCGUCGCAUGGCUGCCUCGCUGGUCGCACAGAAUACGGCCAAAUUGUCGAGUCCCAUAUCCACAUCCGAUGCGAACGUUAUGUCUAACAAAUAUGUGGGCGAAGACGCUCAAGCAGCAUAUAUGCGCAAAGCGAAGGCACAGUAGAGCCUAACUAUCGUGUACCAUCCGCCCCUCUUCCCUCUGAAAACAAUCGGCUAAGGACAUUUUAUUUAUGCAUUAGCGGGAUGUAAAAGUUGUUUUUUUAGUUUUAAAUCAGGCGAAACUCAACACAUACACACACACCUAUACGCUGGCGCACAUACGAGGGGCGUUUGAUCAAUUUUAAUUAUAAGUUUAGAGUUUUACCAGGCAAAACUGGCUUUCACACACAUACCCAUCUAUAUAUAUGUAUAAUUCUCCACAUAUAUAUAUUUAUAUAAUGUCAUGUACAUAAUGAAAUUGAAAAUUUGAAGCCAAGUCAAGUCAGUUAGGUGUUUUUUGUAAAAAGGUAGCGAUGAAAUGGAAGAAUUUUUGCCAGCCCAUAAAGAAGAAUCAGCUAUAUAUAUAUAUAUAUAUAUAUAUAUAUAUAUAUAUAUAUAUCUACUAUAUCUGUAAAUUCAGCCCCGAGCCGUGUGCAGUUUAAGCCUAAAGUUUGUGUCCUAAACAUCAAGAAUAGUUUUCCAUUUUUCAUUUUGAUUUCUUACUGUAAAAAAGAAGAGAAUAAAAUAAUAAUUAAAGUUCAUAUUUUACAUUCACAUUCACAAAUGAUGUUCAGAUCCUACAAAUACCUAUCUAUAUAAAACUAACUCUAUAUUCAUAUAUAAUUCUAACUGUUCUGUUCUAUUCGAUAUUCUGGUCAAAGAAAUCGAAAGUCCACAAAAAUAAUUCAAUUUUUUUAGGUUAGUAUUCAAAUUGCGCAAAUUGUUAAAACAAAAAAUAAGAAAAUGAAGAAAACAUAAACUAUAUUCAAUAACUAAUUUUUGAUAAAGAAAAAAAACGAAAUAACAAAAAAAGUGGCAGGGGCAUGCAUUUAGUUUCGAUUUAUUAAUUUUUGAAAAAAUUUGUAAUGAACCAGAUCAAAAAAAGUUUCUAACGGCAAAGAAGAACGUAACAAUGAAAAAAAGCAAAUGUUUAAAUUAUAUAUCUAUAUUUGUAAGAAAAACGAUAAAAAAAAAAACACAAAAACAAGCAAAAAGUCCUACUUGAAAAGUUAAUUUAGUAUAUACGAAGCAGACAACAAGAGACGUAGAAAAAGAGAGAGAAAAGAAGAGAAAGCGGAAGCAAACAGGAAUUCGCAUGCGUUCCUAAAAGACAGUCAUAAGAAACAAACAAAAAAAACCAAACAAAAAAACAAAAAAAA
Molecule: messenger RNA, 2431 nt
Organism: Drosophila hydei
Lineage: Eukaryota; Metazoa; Arthropoda; Insecta; Diptera; Drosophilidae
Gene: Baldspot
Product: elongation of very long chain fatty acids protein 6
Exons: 4
Coding region: 280-1236 (318 amino acids)
Biological process (GO): very long-chain fatty acid biosynthetic process; sphingolipid biosynthetic process; fatty acid elongation, polyunsaturated fatty acid
Cellular component (GO): endoplasmic reticulum membrane
Molecular function (GO): fatty acid elongase activity
Source: RefSeq, a predicted model, not a curated record